Messenger RNA from Knipowitschia caucasica, 2514 nucleotides. The record is from the annotation of a GenBank genome assembly. NCBI's taxonomy places the organism in Eukaryota, Metazoa, Chordata, Actinopteri, Gobiiformes, Gobiidae.
AUGAACCCGUCAGCGGCCGACGCGCCGCGGCUCACGGACAAUAGGAGCCAAAAGCAGCAGCGCUCCUCUUCUCCGGCUGGAGCCAAGGACAGCGGCACUAAAGCUGCACAAAAGCCCAAAACUGCAUCCUCCAAAGGGGCUGCAAGUGCGGAGGGAGGCGGAAGGAGCAGCCGGGGACAUUCGCCCGUGUCCGCCGGCAGCGUGGUGGUAUCGGACCAGCCCAGCGCCUCCAAGUCCCCAAAGCUGAGGAGCAAGACUCCGAGAGGACAAGAGGCCAACAAUGGCAACAAGAAGAGCUCCAAAGGCACAGUGGGAUGCGGACCGGGCUUCUGGAAGGAGGGAUGCUUACAGACAGAGCUCAUACAGUUCCAUCUGAAUAAAAGUUUGGGUAAGAAAGGAGCAAAGAUGCAGACAAAACAAGCCUCUCCACCGGCUUCAGAGCCCGAACUGUCCCCAGAACCAGACAGUCCACCUCAGUCUGUUCAUCAGGCUGAGCCGGGUGCACAGGACCAGAUAGAGCGCCUGGAGGAUGAGAACGAGGAUCUCAAGAAUGAGAUUGAGGAGAUGCGCGCAGAGAUGGACGAAAUGCGGGACACUUUCUAUGAGGAGGAUGCAUGCCAACUGCAGGACAUGCGGCGGGAGCUGGAGAGAGCAAACAAAAACUGCAGGAUCCUUCAGUACAGGCUCAAGAAGGCUGAGCGCAAGAGAAUGCGCUUUGCUGAAAGUGGCCAAGUGGACGGAGAAUUGCUGAGGAGCAUGGAGCAAGAUCUCAAGGUGGCAAAGGAUGUGUCUGUUCGCUUGCAUAAUGAGCUGGAAAGUGUGGAGGAGAAAAGGACCAAAACAGAAGAUGAGAAUGAGAGGCUGAGGCAGCAGCUGAUUGAGGUGGAGGUCACCAAGCAAGCUUUACAGAACGAACUGGAGAAAACCAAAGAGCUCUCGCUGAAACGGAAAGGAAGUAAAGAUGUGCAGAAAGUGGACAGGAAGACUCCUCAGACGCCCACAGAAGAGGAAAAUGAGGACCUAAAGUGCCAGCUCUCCCUCAUCAAAGAGGAAGCUAUCCUGAUGAGAAAGAAGAUGGCAAAGAUUGACAAAGAGAAGGACAGACUGGACCAGGAAGUACACAAGUACCGCUCCUUCUAUGGAGACGUGGACAGCCCUCUGCCUAAAGGAGAAGCCGGAGGACCUCCAACCACUCGAGAGUCAGAGUUAAAGCUGCGUCUACGUUUGGUGGAAGAGGAGGCCAACAUCCUGGGCAGGAAGAUCGUGGAGCUGGAGGUGGAGAACCGGGGGCUGAAGGCAGAGCUCGAUGACAUGAGAGAAGACAGUCUGGCUGCAGCAGGAGUGGACAGCUCAGGCACUGGGGGGCAGCAGUGCAGAGAGCAGGGGGAGGCUCUGUCUGAACUGAGGCAGCAGCUGCAGCUGGUGGAGGAUGAGGCCGAACUUCUCCGCAGGAAUUUAGCUGAUGUGGAGGAAGAGAACAAAAAGGUGACAAGUGAGCUGAACAAACUGAAAUACAAAGCUGGCUCCCAUGAAUCUGGGUCAAGACAUGGAGGUGGCGCUGAUGCUGCCAAGAUGGAGGCUCUUCAGGAGGAGCUGAAAGCGACCCGUCUGCAGAUCAACGAACUGAGCGGCAAAGUGAUGCAGCUUCAGUACGAGAACCGCGUGCUGCUCUCCAACAUGCAGCGCUACGACCUGGCGUCCCACCUGGGCAUCCGUGCCAGCCCCCGGGACAGCGACGCAGACAGUGACGGGGGUCGGGAUGACGACUCGCCCUCCUGCUCCGCCUCCUCCCCUCGCCUGCUCCCUCCGCACCGCAAACGGGAGGGUCCCAUCGGGGGGGAGAGCGACCCCAACGAAGUGAGGAACAUUCGCUGCCUCACGCCCACGCGCUCGUUGUAUUCACCUGUGGACAGCCGCUUCUUGUCCCGCAGCCUGAAGGAGCGCCAGCACAUGAUCGACAUGAGGAUGGAGGCCGAGCGGCUGGGGAGGACCAUAGACCGGCUCAUCGCGGACACCAGCACCAUCAUCGCAGAGGCACGCGUCUAUGUCACCAACGGGGAGAUGUUUGCACGGCUGGACGACAGUGAGGAAGGGGGCAGAAUCCGGGAGCAUGAGCUGUUGUAUCGGAUCAACGCUCAGAUGAAAGCAUUCAGGAAAGAGCUGCAGACCUUUAUAGACCGCCUGGAUGUUCCCAAACAGGAAGCUCAGCAAACGGAGGAGCCGCUGUCUAUGUUUCAACCCAUCAUUCUGCUGAUACUCAUCCUUGUCUUGUUUUCCUCAUUAUCCUAUGCCACCAUUUUCAAAUUGCUCCGUGUUGUCGCCUCAGUUCAAAGCAGAUAUGAAGACUGUACACAGAGGACUGUGCAAAGAAGUGCGGGCAACGAUGGAGUCUGGUGCAUAGUUCUUCCUUCGGUGGCAGACAUGAAGGUUACAGUGUGGUGUCCCGUUGACUGCGACAGUGCAGCGAAGACAGCUGCCGUGGGCCAAGCGGAGGACUUGGUGGGCUUUGGAUAA